CUCACCCUCCCAACUCCAGCCGGUUCUCGGGGGCGCAUUAUGCCGUCCAACAAAUCCGUCUCGGACGCACCCAUCGUUCAGUUCACCAAUUGCCGCAUCCUGCGGAGUCAUCUGCUCCAGAGGGAGGACCUGUGGGUGCGAGAGGGCAAGAUCCUCAACCCAGAAAAACUCUUCUUUGAGGAGAAGGGCUCUGCUGACAUCCAGCUGGACUGUAAGGACAGCAUCAUCGCCCCAGGCUUCAUCGACGUCCAGAUCAAUGGAGGCUUUGGGGUGGACUUCUCCCUGGCUACAGAUGACUUCAAAUCAGGGAUUGACAUGGUCAGUCAGAAAAUCCUCUCCCAUGGCGUGACCUCCUUCUGUCCCACCCUGGUGACCUCUCCUCCUGCUGUGUACCACCAGGUUCUCCCUCAGAUCAGUAUAAGAAAUGGUGGAGCCCACGGAGCAGGUAUCUUGGGGGCCCAUCUGGAAGGACCGUUCAUCAGCAAGGAGAAGAAAGGGGCACACCCAGAGCACUGCCUCCGCACCUUCGAGGCAGGUGCCUUCCAGGACCUGCUGGCCACCUACGGGUCCCUGGACUGUGUCCGGAUUGUCACCCUCGCCCCAGAGAUGAAGAGGAGCAGUGAGGUGAUCCGGGAGCUCACCAAGAGGGGCAUCUGUGUCUCACUGGGUCACUCAGUGGCUAAUCUCUCCCAGGCCGAGGAUGCUGUGCAACAUGGCGCUACCUUCAUCACUCACCUCUUCAAUGCCAUGUUGCCGUUCCACCAUCGUGACCCUGGGAUCGUGGGGCUGCUGACAAGUGACAAGAUCCCAGCUGGGCAGAGGGUCUUCUAUGGCAUGAUCUCUGAUGGCAUCCACACCAACCCUGCCGCCCUGCGAAUUGCCCACCGAGCCCACCCCAAAGGCCUGGUGCUGGUGACAGAUGCGAUUGCUGGCAUGGGACUGGCACCAGGUCGGCACACACUGGGGCAGCAGGUGGUGGAGAUUGAUGGGCUGAACACCUACGUUGCAGGCACAAAGACCCUGAGCGGCAGCGUGGCGACCAUGGACACAUGUGUGCGGCACUUUCAAGAAGCCACAGGCAAUGUUCCCUCUCACCUGAGACAUGAUGAGAAGGGCUGGGAUCAGCAGCACUGUCCUCGGAUGAGCACCUUUUUUUGGGUGCUCAGUAGAGAUCGCGUUGGAGGCAGCAUCUCUGCAUCCUGCCCAGCUGCUGGGGAUUGAACACAAAAAAGGGACACUAAACUAUGACUCCGAUGCAGAUUUCCUGAUGCUGAAUGACGAUCUGUAUGUGCAAGCCACGUACAUCGCAGGCGAGGAAGUCUGGAGACAGGAUGCAUUGGGCAUGUGACGCUGGGCUGUCCCAGUGCCCUCCAGGCUCCCUGGCACUGUGGUAGCAGCUGGGGCAACCACCCCACUUCUCUCUUUUCUUCUUUUGUUUUUUUUAAUUCCUUCCUGCAAUUCCCUUAAAGGAGCCUCAUACCAAAGA
Molecule: messenger RNA, 1486 nt
Organism: Pezoporus flaviventris
Lineage: Eukaryota; Metazoa; Chordata; Aves; Psittaciformes; Psittacidae
Gene: AMDHD2
Product: amidohydrolase domain containing 2
Exons: 12
Coding region: 40-1221 (393 amino acids)
Biological process (GO): N-acetylglucosamine catabolic process
Molecular function (GO): N-acetylglucosamine-6-phosphate deacetylase activity
Source: RefSeq, a predicted model, not a curated record